This is a messenger RNA of Penicillium waksmanii, 2667 nucleotides long. RefSeq names its product GTPase-activating protein RGD2. The record is from RefSeq and is a predicted model, not a curated record. The coding region runs from base 1 to 2667 and encodes 888 amino acids. Gene Ontology annotation, molecular function: GTPase activator activity. Gene Ontology annotation, cellular component: cytoplasm; cell division site; division septum. Gene Ontology annotation, biological process: cytoskeleton organization; small GTPase-mediated signal transduction. The transcript is spliced from 5 exons. Lineage: Eukaryota; Fungi; Ascomycota; Eurotiomycetes; Eurotiales; Aspergillaceae.
AUGCCUGGCUUCGCGGACUCCUUCUGGACCCCCGAUUAUGCCACUGGCCUCGGGGUUCUGUAUGGGAAGUUGCAACAGGGAGUUACGGAAAACAGGCAGAUAUUGACCAUUGCGUCUCUGCGCGCAGAUGCGGAGGAGCAAUAUGGUCUCCGCAUGGGUGAUAUCGCGCCAAGUGUCGAUCGCAUGACUGCGACGGGCUUUGGCAAAGAUGACGGAGCCAGUGUGAGAAAGGCAUACGAAGGUAUCCGAACCGAGAUGGUCGAGGCCUCCCGCAACCACCAGAAAAUCGCCAGUAACAUUCGGGAACUUGUCGUGGCACCCUUUCGCCGAUGGAGCGACGGCCACGACUUCCGUGUUCAGACCUCGCAUGAUACCCUCCAGGCACGGAUUAAGGAACACUCGAAGCAAGUGGAGGUGGUGAAGAAGUUGCGGAGCCACUACUUUAACAAAUGCCGUGUGGUCGAGGACCUCGAAGAGGAGAACAAACUUGCGUUCCAGGACCCCGAAUCCAGCCCGAAGGUCAAACCUACACCGAAGAUUGUGCUGCCUGCCGAGGAAGAGCCCGAGGAGGAAGAAGAACCCGUUGAGUUGGGAGAUCGGGUCUAUCCGCCAGAGGAGAUCAAGGGACUCUUGCUCCACAUGCUUAACAACAUCAAGUUGGGCGAGUCAAAGGUGCCUAUCAUUGGCACGUAUCAGAACACAUCCACUGGUGCGGAUAUCGUCGAGUAUCUCCAGAAUCAUAUGGGUGCCACCAACCUCGCCCAGGCGGAGCAUCUUGGGCAGGAACUGGUCGACAACGGCUUCCUUCGCUUGAUCGGUAAUAUGGGCAACACAUUCGCCAACAGCUCGAAAAUGAACUACCAAUGGCGCCCUAGGGUGUUCGAGAUUACUGGUAUCCCUGAAAAGAAGCGGCCCUUGAUGCGCGUCACAUCGGUGGCUUCUAGCGAGGACGGAAGUGGAAGCGAUUCGCCUAUCGCAUCUGUCUCCGAAAUGAUUGCUGGCUGGAACCCAUUGAAUAACCCAUAUCCGAACGAGACACCCUCCGAGAAGCUGCGGAGCGAGGCUGGUGAGGCUGAUGAGCGUUAUAAGGGAGCUAUCCGCCGACUGGAUCAAAUCCGGUGCCGCUUGGAGGAGGACGUUAUUGAUAACUUGCGCUUCAUGGAGCAGUGUGAACUUGAUCGUCUCAAGGCUAUCAAGGCUGUUGUGCUCGACUUCUCUGGCGCCAUCAGCAAUGUCAUUCCCAACCUUCAGAGUACCGUCGAUAACAUGAUGCUGUAUCAAGAAACGAUUCAGCCCCUAGGAGAUUUGCGUUAUCUUCUGGAGAACUAUCGCACCGGUGGCUUUGUCCCUCGUGUACAGGCGUAUGAAAACUACUACGGCUCUGUCGAAGAACAAAACUUCGGUGUCGAUCUUGAGGCCAGAGCUCGGGUUGACCGUAAACGUGUCCCCAUUCUGGUGACUACGAUUUUGACUUAUCUUGAUAAUCAAUAUCCCGAACUCGAGGGUGAUGACGCUCGGCGUGGAAUCUGGCUUCAUGAUUCCUCGUUGACUACGAUCCACCAGCUGCGUUCUGCCCUGAACAACAGCAAAGUGGAUUACCGCGAAAUCCUGCCGAAAUUUGAGAUACCCAUCGUUGCUAGCGUUUUGAAAUUGUACCUCCUUGAAUUGCCAGACUCUCUUGUUUCUUCUCAAGUCUACGAAAUCGUCAAGACCAUCUAUUCCACCACAGCUCACGAGACCACGGAAGAGGGACGGAUCAAGGUCCUGCAAAGCACGCUUGGACAACUCCGUCUCGUUAACAUCGCCACGCUUGAUGCCAUCAUGACCCACUUCACACGCCUGCUUGACCUGACUUCAGCCGACGAGCAGUAUACUACCUCCCUCGCUCAAAAUCUCUCCGCCUGCGUCCUUCGUCCUCGCUUCGACAGUAGCCUGACCAUGGACGAGCGCCACGCCUAUCGACUGAUUCGCGAUUUGUUUGCCCACAAAGAUGUCAUUUUCGGUGAGCUGAAGCGCCAGUCAAGUGCACUGGGUAUCUCCACAUCCAGCCGCCCUCGUGCCAUCAGCACCGAUGAGAGCAACCGCCGUGCAGCAAUGGAAGCCCGUCAACGAGCCAUUGCCAGCAAGAGCCGAGCCACAAGUCCCGCUCCUCGCCAACGACACCGCCGUGACCGAUCCAGCGGCGCCUCUGAAUCUACCCGCUUCCCAAUCAAUGUUACAAGCCCACAAGAGCGUCGCACCCCAAUCGCCCCAGUCCGUACUAGCCUCGACGUGCCCAACGAACCCCCCUCUUCUGCCGAGCACCCCACCGUCAAUACACAGUCGGAGGAAGUCGAGUUCGCAACCGCCAUGAACGGUACCGGCCUGGUCGACUCUCCUAGUGAAGUCCUCGAGAGUAAUGCCUCCUCUGGCUCUAUCAGCCCUCCCUUGCCAGAGACAGCCUCCGACGGCUCGCCAACACCAACCCCCACGCCCGCCCCAACAUCCUCUGAAUUCGAAAAGCGCAGCUCCGUCCCCCGCUCCAGCGCUCGCUAUGCCCGUAAGCCCGGCCUGGGCAGUCUCUCCAAUUUCCCUACCACAGCUACCGCCGGAACGGAUAGCAACCGGAGUAGCAUUGUCGAGGAACCCAAGGGCGUGACUCUGGAGGAUAAGCCCAUGGACGAUUAA